Molecule: messenger RNA, 3271 nt
Organism: Pristis pectinata (smalltooth sawfish)
Lineage: Eukaryota; Metazoa; Chordata; Chondrichthyes; Rhinopristiformes; Pristidae
Product: AP-2 complex subunit alpha-2-like
Exons: 22
Coding region: 51-2870 (939 amino acids)
Biological process (GO): intracellular protein transport; clathrin-dependent endocytosis
Cellular component (GO): membrane coat; AP-2 adaptor complex
Molecular function (GO): clathrin-cargo adaptor activity
Source: RefSeq, a predicted model, not a curated record
GCGCAGGGUCGGUGUGGCGGCUGGUUGGCAUCCGGAUCCGUUGCGGGACGAUGAUGCCGGCGGUGACCAGAGGGGAUGGGAUGCGAGGCUUGGCUGUCUUUAUAUCGGACAUCAGGAACUGUAAAAGUAAAGAAGCAGAAAUAAAGAGAAUCAACAAAGAGCUGGCAAACAUCCGCUCCAAAUUUAAUGGUGACAAGGCUUUGGAUGGCUACAGUAAGAAAAAAUAUGUCUGCAAACUACUCUUCAUCUUCCUCCUUGGUCAUGACAUUGACUUUGGUCACAUGGAGGCAAUUAACCUGCUUAGUUCCAACAAAUACACAGAGAAACAAAUUGGUUAUCUUUUCAUCUCGGUCUUAAUGAAUUCAAACAGUGAGCUGAUGCGUUUAAUAAACAAUGCUCUGAAGAAUGACCUAGCCAGCCGCAACCCUGUCUUCAUGGGCCUGGCCCUGCACUGCAUAGCAAAUGUUGGAAGUCAGGAAAUGGCAGAAGCUUUUGUUGGUGAGGUUCCAAAAAUACUUGUUGCUGGGGAUACUAUGGAAAGUGCAAAGCAAAGUGCUGCCCUGUGUCUGCUGCGGUUAUACAGGACAUCUCCUGAUCUAGUACCCAUGGGGGACUGGACUUUGCGCGUGGUUCAUCUUCUGAAUGACCAGCAUCUGGGUGUUGUAACUGCUGCUACAAGUCUGAUCACUGCACUUGCACAAAAGAAUCCUGAAGAGUUUAAAAUGUCUGUUUCCCUGGCAGUUUCAAGGUUGAGUCGGAUUGUAUCAUCUGCAUCAGCUGACCUCCAGGAUUACACUUACUACUUCAUCCCGGCUCCGUGGCUUUCUGUGAAGCUGCUUCGACUCUUGCAGUGCUAUCCCCCUCCAGAGGACCCUGCUAUCCGCAGGCGUCUGACUGAAUGCCUUGAAACUAUCAUGAACAAGGUUCAAGAGCCACCCAAAUCACGGAAGGUGCAGUAUUCAAACGCCAAGAAUGCUGUACUGUUUGAGGCUAUUAACCUCAUCAUUCACCAUGAUAGUGAACCCAACCUACUUGUCCGUGCCUGUAAUCAGCUGGGGCAGUUCCUGCAGCAUCGUGAGACCAACCUGCGAUACCUGGCGCUGGAGAGCAUGUGGCUGUUGGCCAGCUCCGAAUUCUCCCACGAAGCGGUGAAGAUGCACAUUGAAACUGUAAUUAAUGCUCUCAAGACCGAGAGGGAUAUAAGUGUGCGUCAGAGGGCAAUGGACCUGUUAUAUGGCAUGUGUGACUGGAGCAAUGCCCAACAGAUAGUGGCAGAAAUGCUGAAUUACUUGGAAAAUGCUGACUAUUCUAUUCGAGAAGAAAUUGUACUGAAAGUAGCAAUCCUGGCUGAGAAGUAUGCUGUGGACUACACUUGGUAUGUUGACACUAUCUUGAACUUGAUUAGAAUUGCUGGGGAUUACGUGAGUGAGGAGGUGUGGCAUCGAGUCAUUCAGAUCAUCAUCAAUCGCGAUGACGUGCAGGGAUACGCAGCCAAGACGGUAUUUGAGGCCCUCCAAGCCUCUGCCUGCCAUGAGAAUCUGGUGAAAGUGGGUGGAUAUAUCCUGGGAGAGUUUGGUAAUCUUAUUGCUGGCGAUCCAAGAUCCAGCCCUUUAGUACAGUUCAGCCUACUUCACUCCAAGUUUCACCUGUGCAGUGUGGCCACACGAGCUCUGCUGCUUUCCACUUACAUUAAGUUUGUGAACCUGUUUCCUGAGAUUAAGUCUACCAUUCAAGACGUGCUUCGCAGUGACAGCCAGCUGAGGAACGCAGAUGUAGAACUGCAGCAACGGGCUGUCGAGUACCUGAGGCUCAGUUCUAUAGCAAGCACUGACAUUCUGGCUACUGUAUUGGAGGAGAUGCCACCAUUCCCUGAGAGAGAAUCUUCAAUACUUACUAAGCUGAAAAAGAAGAAGGGAUCCAGCCCUCUAACUGACCUUGAAGAAGCUAAAAAGGAGCGUAGUUCUGAUGUCAAUGCUGGCUCUGAACCCAAUGUAGCAAAUAGGAGCCUGGCCUCCCAUUCCUCAUCUUCUGAUCUUCUGGACCUUAGAGCAGUUCAUCUGGUCAAUUCAGAUCCCUCGCAUCAGUCUGCAGGUGACUUAUUGGUGGACGUAUUCUCAGACGUAGACGGUGGGAUCACCUCUCAUGUGCCUGGUACUGAAGCUAAUUUUUUGAGGUUUGUUUGUAAAAAUAGCGGUGUCUUGUUUGAGAACCAACUUUUACAGAUUGGUCUGAGAUCUGAGUUCAGACAAAACUUGGGUCGAAUGUACGUCUUUUAUGGAAACAAAACUUCUGAUCAGUUCAGCAGUUUUACCUCAGUAGUCAUCUGUCCUGAAAAUCUUCCAGCUCAACUGAGUAUUCAAACCAAGCCUGUGGAUCCCAUUCUUGAAGGUGGGGCCCAGGUUCAACAGGUGUUAAACAUCGAGUGCAUCUCCGACUUUGCCAUUGUACCAGUUCUCAAUGUUCAGUUCAGAUAUGGUAGAGAUCUUCAAAAUAUCUCUGUCAAGCUUCCCAUUACAGUGAAUAAAUUUUUCCAGCCCACAGAUAUGUCAGCUAAAGAUUUUUUUCGCCGAUGGAAGCAGUUAAGCAGCUCACUGCAAGAAGUGCAGCAGAUAUUUAAAGCUAAGUGUCCAAUGGAUUCAGAGAUAACAAAAGCAAAGCUUCUGGGAUUUGGUGUGGCACUUCUGGAUGGAGUGGAUCCCAACACUACCAACUUUGUGGGAAGUGGAAUUAUUCAGACGAAAACCAUACAAGUUGGAUGUUUACUUCGUCUGGAACCAAACGUUCAAGCACAGAUGUAUCGUCUCACAUUACGAACUAGCAACGGCGAAGUAUCAAAGAGGCUGUGUGAACUGCUGUCAGAACAGUUCUAAAUAUCUGACCCUUAAACCCAUUCUGCACGUAUCUGGACUGUGACUCUUUAGAAUAUGUGUAGAUACAAUGUGAAAGCUAGUUAUUUCAUAUUCAGUGUUAAUAUUAAUGUUUCAUUUGUUUGCCAUACAAUGUCAUGCCCUUUACAGAAUUUCUGAGUACAAAGUGUGCAGGGCAAGAUAAUGAAGAUAUUUGAAGUCAUCCGUGAUUGGAUGUUUGACACUGGAGUGCUCGGCUUUGCUCUGGCCCAUUGUUACAGAACUUGCACUUCACCCUGGUUAAUCUGGAAAAGGGAAACUGAAUCCAACUGUGCCAUUCUCAGAGUCUACCUCUUCUCUGAAGCUGGCAACUGCACAUUGCAGCCAGCAGUGACUUUGGUAGCUUUGCCGAAAAGAUGUGAGGA